AUGACGGCAGAAAUCAAAGUCGUCAAGAAAGUUAACUUUCUGGAAGCGCCGGAUCCAUCGAGCUCUACGGAUUCUAACGCAUCUGACUUUGACAUUUCGGACAUGCCAGAUGUCCCCGGCGAUGUUGUCGAGCACAAUCGAUCGACGAAGUCCUCCUCGAGCAAGAUCAAAUAUGAAAUUGAAAAUUUACGAGCUGGAUCAACAUCUUCUAUCGGCAGCGAGGCAAUGUCUUCUUACAUGUCAGAGGAGGACGACGAUUUUGACCCGAGCGAAAAUUUAUCCGCUAACUUCUCACGCUCGAAUAAAAUUGGUGUUACUCGAUGGGACAGCAAUGUUUCCACUCUUACUGGCAUCAGACCUUUUUAUCAAAAGAAACUUCCCUCGCCAAAGAAGUCCUCUCCACCCUCGAUCGGAAGAACUUUUUCAACAGGAAGUCUCAAGCGCCGAGCGCCUCCACCACCAUCAAAACCUAAGGAGAACUCGACAAUUCCAAGAGCGAAAACGCCUCAGUUUGAAAAUCGGCCCAUUGUUCACGAGUCUCCGUUUAAUUUGCAACCGAUUAGAGUUCUAGGGGCAAAGGGGAAGGGGAACGGCGCCUUUUUACGACCUCCUAAGGGUAUCACUUUGAUUCCUGGCGGUGGAUGCUGGGCUGUCGACAAAGGAAGAGUCGUUGUCUUCAAUUCUAGUUGGGAAGCAACAGAACCCAUCAAAAUCAAUGCUGCCGCCAAGCCUACUUGUCUGACGGUAACCCCGGACAAGUCGAUCGCGAUGGUUUGCAAGCGGACUGUUACGCUGUGGACUGCCAGUGGCACGCUAACUUCGACAUUCACCCAUCCAGAUUUUAAAGACCUGCACGGCGUCUGCAUCGAUAGGGAGGGCCGCUACGUUCUCACAGACUUGGAGAAAAACUCCGUCACAGUUUUUGGAGCGACGGGGAAGCUGUUUUCUUUCGGCAGCUUUGGGCCCAAAAAUGAUCAGUUCAAGUCGCCAAGUUAUGUCACAACAGGACCAGACAAUCGAAUCUACGUUUCUGACCAUCACAAUCACUGUGUCAAGAUUUUCAGCGACAAGGGCGAGUUCUUGUCGAGAUUCGGAAGAAAAGGGAGAGGAGAUGGGGAGCUCAGUUUUCCGGAGGGAAUCGUCUUCUUGGAUUGGGCGAAUGGAUUGCUCGUCGCCGAUGAAGGAAAUAACAGAAUCGAUUUUUAUACGGCAGAAGGAAAGUUUCGAAAUCAUAUUCUUGUAGAAGUAGACGGUAUUAUCGCACCCCGAGUCCUCGUCAUAAACGAAGAUCGGCUUCUAAUGGUUUCAUCUCAAUCACACCACAUUAAGCUCUUCGAUUUGUCGGCGAUUCGUUUUGCCACGUAA
Molecule: messenger RNA, 1365 nt
Organism: Oikopleura dioica
Lineage: Eukaryota; Metazoa; Chordata; Appendicularia; Copelata; Oikopleuridae
Source: the annotation of a GenBank genome assembly